Molecule: messenger RNA, 688 nt
Organism: Gossypium arboreum
Lineage: Eukaryota; Viridiplantae; Streptophyta; Magnoliopsida; Malvales; Malvaceae
Product: protein LITTLE ZIPPER 2-like
Exons: 2
Coding region: 39-368 (109 amino acids)
Source: RefSeq, a predicted model, not a curated record
UCUCUCUUCAUUUUCAGUUAUAUACAUACCUAAACAAGAUGUGUAAAAACAUGGAUUGGAGUCCAUACCCAUCUCAUCCCACCAUUGCUUCUUCAAAGAGAAGGCAUAGAUUAAAACAUUCUAAGGUUCAAGUUUACAGGCUUUCCAGGAAAAGAUGGGAAGAAAAUAUGAAGAAAGACAUGGAACUAAUGAACUUGAAGCUGUACUUGGAGAACCAAAGUAUCAUUGAAGAGAAUGAGAAGUUAAGGAAGAAAGCCAGUCUUCUCCAUCAAGAGAACUUAGCUUUAAUGUCUGAGUACCAGAAGAAGUUUCCUCAUUUAGAUCGUUUUUCAACCACCCUUUUGCUUCUUCUGCAACAAAAACACUGAUGAUAUAAAGCUUAAGAAAUAAUUAAUUAUCUGCAUAAAUCGAUGUAUGUUAGCAACAUGGGAUUCUGUAGCUUGAUAUUUUUGUUUUCAACUCUGAUUAAGAUAAAAUGAUUUCCAUGUAUCACCAGAAUUCUCCAUUAGUUUCACAUAUAUGCUAUAUAUAUAGUUUGCCUUUUUCAGCAAGGAAAAGAGGAACUAAUGGCAGAAAGUAUGAUUUAUAAUAUUAGGGUCGGAGAGUCAUUUAUCCAUUUCAUUUGAUGAUAUUAUUGACCAGCUUGUAAACAUACAUGAUUGGUUUAAAGAUUUAAGCUUUACUCUGA